Molecule: messenger RNA, 1176 nt
Organism: Suillus clintonianus
Lineage: Eukaryota; Fungi; Basidiomycota; Agaricomycetes; Boletales; Suillaceae
Exons: 9
Coding region: 1-1176 (391 amino acids)
Cellular component (GO): methionyl glutamyl tRNA synthetase complex
Molecular function (GO): tRNA binding
Source: RefSeq, a predicted model, not a curated record
AUGUCCUACGAAUCUUCUGUGUCCGAACUCCCUUCCCCACUGAAAGAUCUCCUCGUGAAUUCGCAAGUAGAUGUCGGAAAGACUGAGGCCGACAAGGCUGAAGUAGCUCAGUGGAUCGAGAAGGUUGCGGAAGGAGAGGUCGUAAAGCCAGCCGCUCUUCCAGAUCUCGAGAUCCAACUUGUCCCUCGCACGUACAUUGUGAGCAAUUACCUCACUGCAGCAGAUGUUGCUCUAUAUGGAGCGCUGCACCCAGUAUUUUCGCAACUACAGCCUGCUCAGCUCUACUCUACUCCUGCACUCACGCGUUACUUUGACCACAUUCAAACGCGUCCAUCUGUGGUAGCUGCGGCAAGUGCAUUGUCUCCAGCGUUUUCUUCUGUCUCCUUUGACCUCGCGUCUGCCCCUCCAAUUGAGAGGAAGCCUGAUGCACCGAAGAAGAAAGAGAAGGCUGCGGCUGUGGCGGAGCAGGUUGAAUCAACAGCUGUAGUGACACCAAAAGAGGACAAUUUACCAGAAGAUAAGCCUAAAGAAAAGAAAGAAAAGAAAGAAAAGAAGAAGGACGCGGCCCCUGCGGACAACGGAGGGAAGAAAAAAGAGAAGGCUUCUGGUCCUGCUGGUGGCAAGGCUGUUGCUGAAGAUGCCGGCGAACCGGUACCAUCUAUGAUUGAUAUGCGGAUCGGUCACAUUAUUGACGUGAAAAAGCACCCUGAGGCUGACAGCUUAUACAUCGAGGCAAACCUCGGUGAGGAGACAGGUCCACGGACAGUUGUUUCUGGUCUCGUGAACUACAUACCUAUCGAAGAGAUGCGGGAUAAAUACCUGGUCUGCAUUUGCAACUUGAAACCCGCGAACAUGCGUGGAGUGAAGAGCUUUGCGAUGGUUCUAGCUGCAACAUCAAAAGAUGGGAAGGACGGUGGCGUCGAGCUAAUCCAACCUCCACCAGGGUCAAAGCCAGGUGAACGGGUCUACUUUGAAGGCCCUGAUUACGAAAAUGCUCAGCCACUUUCUCAAAUGAACCCCAAGAAAAAGGUAUUUGAGACAAUUCAGCCAGGAUUCACGACGCUAGAUACGAAGGAGGCAGCGUGGGUCAACCCGGCAACCAAGUCAGUUCACAGGAUCCGUACCAAGGACGGUGUUUGCGUUGCUCCAAACUUUAUUGGAGCAUCCUUAUCAUAG